AUGAUAACGGCUACUUUAACAAUGGCCUCGACUUCAACGAUGACCACUAUUUCAACAGUGGUCUCGACUUCAACGAUGACCACUACUUCAACAAUGGCUCCUACUGCAACAAUAAGUUCGACUUCAACGGUGAUCUCUACUUUAACGAUGGUUCCAACUUCGAGUUCGACUUUGAGUUCUACUCCUCAAAUGCCAUGUGCUUCUGCUGAAUGGAGUUCAACUGGAAUUACAAUUACUUCAGACCUAUCUAGUCCAUAUGAUAUUGCUAUUGACAGUCGAGAUAAUAUAAUCGUUGCGGAUACUGAAAACCAUCGUUUACAAAAGUAUUUUACUAAUGGAACAAAUAUGACACUGUUAACAGACAUCAAAGCACUUAGUAUAUUUAUUGACAAGUUUGAUAAUAUCUAUGUUACAGAUGCAUUUGAUGAUGAAGUUAGGAUACUGAGUUCUAAUGGUGAAUUAAUAACAAUAAUUGAUGGAAGUGAAAUUUCAGGCAGCGUAGUGAAUCACCUAGUUCUUAAUGGUCAACCAGGCCUUUAUGUUGAUACAAAUAGCACCGUAUAUAUUUCAGAUACUGGUAAUCAUCGAGUUAUCAAAUACUAUCAAAAUUCAACGUCGGGUAUUGUCGUAGCUGGUGGUAAAGGGCAAGGUCCUGAAUUAAAUCAAUUGAAUACUCCAUAUGGCAUUUAUGUCGAUGAAAUCAAUGAAAUUGGUGCAAUUUAUAUUUGUGAUUUACAAAAUCAUCGAAUUCAAAAAUGGCUUAAGGGUGCUAAUGAAGGAAUAACUGUAGUUGCCAAUGCCGAUCAGCUACAUUCUCCAGUUUCAAUUCUUUUACAGUCAACAGCAAAUCGAACGAUCAUGCUUAUAUCGAGUUUCUCUGCUAAUCGUGUUUUUAAAUGGAUACCAUAUGAACAAGAAGCUGAAUCUAUUAUUGCUGGAAUCGGUGGUUUUGGUACUGAAGUAAAUCAGCUUGAUGCACCAAGAGGUAUUAAAUUCGAUAAAUAUUGGAAUUUAUACGUCGCCGAUGAUGGCAAUAAUAGAAUACAAAAGUUUCUGUUUAAUACUUCUUCAUGUGAAAAUAGUGAUUAA
Molecule: messenger RNA, 1089 nt
Organism: Rotaria sp. Silwood2
Lineage: Eukaryota; Metazoa; Rotifera; Eurotatoria; Philodinida; Philodinidae
Source: the annotation of a GenBank genome assembly